Messenger RNA from Elaeis guineensis (African oil palm), 1652 nucleotides. Its product is annotated as G-protein coupled receptor 1. The record is from RefSeq and is a predicted model, not a curated record. Gene Ontology annotation, molecular function: G protein-coupled receptor activity. NCBI's taxonomy places the organism in Eukaryota, Viridiplantae, Streptophyta, Magnoliopsida, Arecales, Arecaceae. Gene Ontology annotation, biological process: cell surface receptor signaling pathway; adenylate cyclase-activating G protein-coupled receptor signaling pathway. Gene Ontology annotation, cellular component: plasma membrane.
UGGGUUGCGCCUCUCUGUAAAAGCCUCCGUCGUCGGGCCGUUGUUUUCUGUCAUAACGGCGCCUCCUUCUCUCCUCUCCCGGUCUUCCCGAGAGCGUGUGAGAGAGAUAGAAGAAACCGGCGCGAUCGAAUCAAUGAAGGCGGCAGCGGCAAGCCUGACCGUGAGAGAUCGCCGGAUCCUGGCGGUGGUGAGCACGGGGACGGCGGCACUCUCGCUGGCGGGAUCGGCUUUCAUCGUGCUCUGCUACCUCCUCUUCAAAGAGCUCCACAAGUUCUCCUUCAAGCUCGUCUUCUUCCUCGCCCUCUCCGACAUGUUUUGCAGUUUCUUCACUAUAGUUGGGGAUCCAUCAAAUGGAUUUUUCUGCUAUGCUCAAGACUAUACUGCACACUUCUUCUGUGUAGCAUCUUUUUUAUGGACUACGACAAUUGCAUUCACUCUCCACCGAACAGUUGUUAGACACAAAACGGAUGUUGAAGAUUUUGAAUCAGUUUUUCACUUGUACGUUUGGGGAACUUCACUAGUUACAACUGUCAUACGCUCUAUAGGCAGCGAAUAUGGACGACUAGGUGCCUGGUGUUGGACCGAAUCUGCACGCACAGGAAAGGUAGCUCACUUAAUAACAUUUUAUGGUCCACUCUGGAGUGCCAUUCUGUAUAAUGGAUUUACAUACUUUCAAGUGACUCGCAUGCUAAACAAUGCAACACGGAUGGCUGUGGGCAUGUCAGAUCAAUCACGCCAUUUUGAUACAAGGGCAGAAAAGGCAGUAAAUAGGUGGGGCUACUAUCCUUUGAUUUUGAUAGGAUCUUGGGCAUUUGGAACAAUCAACCGUCUAUAUGACUUCAUCAAUCCAGGGCACAAGAUCUUUUGGCUUUCUUUUCUUGAUGUUGGGUUUGCUGGACUUAUGGGGCUAUUCAAUUCAAUUGCUUAUGGGCUUAAUUCUUCAGUGAGGCGAGCUAUUGGAGAAAGAAUUGAUAUGUGGAUACCUGAGAAAUUCAGAAAGUUCUGUCCUGCUUGGUUAAGGCCCAGAGGUCAACAGCAAGAAAAUGAGCUUGUGUCGCUGGUGGUUGAAGGGCAGCAAUAGCUAAAGCUGAUUAUGCUGUUGUAGUCCUUUGUAUUACCUCAUUUUGCAUCAAUAUUGUUGUCAAAUUCAUAAGAAAGCAGAUCUGGAGGAAUCAGAUGAGGAACGUGGAUUGAAAGAAUGGCCGUGCAUCUCUGUGAUUAUCACUCUUAGUACAUCCAUUCUUCUAAAACAGAUUGAAUGCCAGCACACUGCAGAUCUCCCACCUAAAUUCAGUUUCAAUUUCCUCUUUUAUCUGCUCAGCAGUUGUGGAUACCAAUCCGUGUGGUCUGCUUCAACAUCAUGGGUAUUUAGGAUGUUUCAUCUAUGGCAUUGUUUUCAGCAAAACUGUAGAUGAUAACGGGUUGGAGGCAGAGAUUACUAGGAAAAAGAAGAUACAGCAGAUUGGUGGAUAUGUAUCAUUUAAUGGAUAGCAUCAUUAUUUUCUUUUGAUAUAUUUUUUUGAAUCUUCAAUGUAUCAUAUCAUGAACAUUUGGUGUUUCAUAUGGAAUCUUUGGAUUUAUGAUGAUUCUUUCUUGAACUUUUUUGUUUUCAGACAAUAUUUGCUAUCAUAAUGGUAUGAUUCUUGUUUUCA